UUUUAAAUUUUUCCGUUGAAUUUCGUAAAAUCAGACAAUGUACGGAAGUUCUUUUCGAAAAAGAGAGUAAAUGAUGAGUACAUUUGUAAGCAGUGUAGGCAGCUACCUGAGAGACCAUUGUAUGAUGGAGGGCUUCUCAAGGACCAAGAAGUUGAUUACCAAUGGGUUAGAAAUGAGUGGGGAUAUAGGGUGUACGUCCCGGCUUUUAUCCUACCCGACCUCGUCCCUGGCACUUAUUAUACAUUUUCCAGUUAAGAAUAUUCCUCUAACUCUUCUUCUUCUUCGUUUAGAAUUCGUCGUUUUUUUCUUUCUUUCAAUAACGGAAUCAAGAAAAGUUGUAGAACGUUUUUGAACCCGGGCAUUGUAGGCUGGGUGAAGGCUAGUGGAGGCGAUGGCAAUUCAACGGUUGUAUGGGCAAACGUGGGGUCCGGAGGAGGAAGCGUUUGUGGUGCCACAGUGAUUGCCAACCAAGGAUGUUGGAGCUUUCUCAAGGGGGGAUUUUACUUGAACCAAACCCUCAACACAUCUGUCCUUCACUUUGAGGUGCACAAUGAUCCAUAUAUGAUGAAUAUACAAUGUCCCAUAUAUGAUUCUUGACAAGCAACCAAUUAACUUUGUUCUUUUGAACGUUUGUUUGUAGGACUUCAGCGGGAAAAACAUCCACAUAGAUGUUGCGAGUGGUUCGUUGCAACCAUUCUCCGAGGAGGAAUGGGUGGCACACCAACAAGAGAUGAUUGCAAAGGUAAUUAAUGAUUAACCACAUCAGACCCGACCAAACCGUUGCGAAACGUCAACCAAAUAUUUGUCUUUGUGUUGCAGGUGAGGAAACGGGAGACUGUAGUGACAGUAGUAUCAAGUGAGGAGCAAGGAGGAGUUAAACUUCAAGGAGCCAACAUUACAGUUGAGCAAAUCUCUAGAGGAUUUCCCUUUGGAGCUGCCAUUUCUAAAGCCAUCCUUUCAAACCCACAAUAUCAGGAGUGGUUCGUGAGGAAGAGAUUUGGGGUGACGGUGUUCGAGAACGAGCUGAAAUGGCCAGCAACGGAGCCGAUUCAGGGGAAAGUCAACUACACCAUCGCCGACCAAAUGGUAGAUUUCGUGACGAAGAACCAAAUCCUCUGUCGAGGUCACAACGUGCUGUGGCAGGACCCCAAUUUCACGCCGUCGUGGGUUCGCAACCUGACGACGUCGCCGGAUCUACUCCGGCAGGCGGCGGAGUCCCGCGUCCGCAGCGUCGUGGGGCGGUACACGGACAAGUUCAUCCACUGGGACGUCAACAACGAGAUGCUCCACUACGCCUUCUACGAGGAAUCUCUGCGUGAUCCAAACGCGUCCUUGGAAUUCUACAGGAUGGCUCAGGAGAUCGACCCCAACGCCACCCUGUUCCUCAACGAUUUCAAGCUUGUCGAGUCAUGUGGCCACCGGAGCAACGUCGACGCUUACGCCGCCAAAAUCAAUGAGUUCCGGCGGGGCGGGAUCCGGAAUCUAGGGAUGGGAUUGGAGGGGCACUUCUUCGAUUCCGCGAAUCCGGUCUACACCAGAUCCGUUCUCGACAAAUUGGCAACCCUAGGAGUCCCCGUCUGGAUCACGGAGGCCGACACCACCGGGAAAUACGGGCCGGCGAGCCAGGCGGCGGAUCUGGAGAAGGUCUUGAGGGAGCUCUUCUCGCACCCCAGCGUGGACGGAAUCAUACUCUGCGUGGCGAUGAGCCCCGCCGGGACGUGCUGGCAGAUGUGCCUCACCGACGAGAACUUCAACAACACGCUCGCGGGAGACGUCGUCGACAGGCUCCUUGGUGAGUGGUACACCGGCACGCUCGCCGGCGUCACAGACGGGGACGGCGUUUUUAGCUUCUCCGGCUUCUUGGGAACGUAUAAAGUGACGAUCGAACAUCCCUCCGGUAAUUCAUCUGGAACUGUAAUUUCGCUCACCAAAGGUGAGGAUCCUCUCCAUUUCCAAAUCCAGAUCUGAUAGAUUCAAACUGUAUUAUUCUUUAAUCUACAAUGGAAUAAUUUAAAGAAGAGAUUGAACUCUUUACAUUCAAAUCAAUCAUUUACAUUUCG
Cuscuta campestris is the source of this 2060-nucleotide messenger RNA. Lineage: Eukaryota; Viridiplantae; Streptophyta; Magnoliopsida; Solanales; Convolvulaceae. The record is from the annotation of a GenBank genome assembly.